AUGAUUUUAAAAAUCCUAUUCAUCUGCAGUGUUGCAAUUGGUUUACGCAGUGAUACAUUGGAUGGCUAUAUUGCAAUUCGUGCGUACACGCAUGCGUGUUCUCUUCUUGAUGAAGUGAUAACACAGCUUCCAUCAGGCGAGUGUCGUAACCGGCUUCGUGUGACGUAUGAAACGUAUUUUGAGCGAAUUCACCUGCUUGAUCAGCUACAAAGAUCAUUGGUGGACAAUAUCGUGGACGAUAAAGUAGAUAAUGUAUUAAAUAGUCUGGUCAAGGGAAUUUCAGAUGACAAACAGGAUGUUAUGUCUGAAAAAAAAGAUUUUUCUGAUAUAGAUAUGCAUCAAAAUAACGUUUCACUUGAUACGAUACCCGAGAAUGAAACUUUAGCUGCGUUAUCUGAACAUACUGUUCAGUCUAGUUUCGACGACAUUUCUUCUUUAGAUGCUGCUAAUGGACAUUGUUCUGAUAUAACAAAACGAUCUUCAACUAUGGAGUAUAUUCGACAAUUCUCAUUUUCUGAUAUCAACCUACUCACUCCAAUUAAAUAUUUAUUCAAACCGAUUAAAGAAAUGAUUUCACCUAUUGCCUCUCUACCUGCAUCACCUAUACAAGCGGUAUCAACGGUAUCUUCGGAUCUUGAUGCGACAAUGCUAAAAAAGGAUUCUGAUGAUAUUGAGACAGAACUUGACUUGCAGAAUAUAAGCUUAAAUAAUUGCGAAGCAAAAGAAAAGCAACUAAUUGAUUGUGAUAAUGAUUUUAAAACCGCUUCAAUCACUUCUGAGAUGGAAUGGCCUUUGCUUUCUGACUUUUUUCCACCGUCGCCUGCUCGUAGUUUACUUAAAGAAAUGAAUCCGAAAUCAGAUAUUUAUGAUGAUGAGUAUAUAUCAAAAAGUUUACCUGUAUGUGAAGAAACACAUAUGGGCCCAUUUUUGAAACUUCGUUUGUCUGAGCAUCCUGAUGAGUCUCAAAAAAAAGAACAUCAAAAUACUCUAGAGGACAUUAAUUUAUUUCAAGCCAAUACUUCACAAGAAAAGAUAGGAAUUUUCGCGAAUCAUGAUAUUCAGUCUUAUAAAAAGGUUAAAGAAAAGGCUUACAAUUCAUCAUAUAAUAAUUCUGAUUUAUCUUUCAAUUUUCCUGGCAAGUUAGCAAUGAAUAUAUUACACACUAAAAUGGUAAACUUUCCUAAACAUGUAUCUUAUGCUACACCAACAUCAUCGCCUAUUUUGUUAAAUAUGUCAAAACAGGGAAACACAUAUUCAACAUCAAUAUAUAAAAAUAUAUCAUCCGAAAUGAUUAUGCUUGAAGGAGCUGAUUCUGUACAUGUACAAAAGCCCAAGGACUCUAUUGCAAGAACCUAUUGGCUUAUGAAGAUUCUUCAAAAAACUUUAAUGCCGUUUAUUAAUAAAUCCAAAGGUUUUUAUUUAACACCACGACUUUUUGUAUCUAAAGAUAUAUGGUAUGUUAAAGAUAUAAAAAUAAAAGGGGAAGAUGAAAAAAUCAAAGUCUGUGAGUCUUUAAUAUUUACUUUAAACAAAAUAAAAUCUUUUAAACAAGAUGAUCUUCAGUCCUUAAUUAAAGAAUUGUCGUAUUUGGGUAAUAUGGUUGAUUUAUUUCGUUUUUGGCUUUUAAAAAAGUUCGGCACAGAUGUCGUAGAACCUAAAAAGAGAUUUGGAAUUGCUAAAUUUACCAGUAAAUCUAAAUUUCUAAUAAAAAAUCUUCCUCCUGAAAAAUUUAAUACAUCUAAAUAUGGAUUAGUACAAUUUGAUGGACCUAGAAAAAUGUAUUUAACAUCGAUAUAUCGAUUAUUUGAAUCUGCACAAGUUAUUGAUCAAUUGUCAAAUUCAUUAGAUCUUCACGAUUUACCUAUAAAGGCACAGGAUCAUAUUCAUGAAACACUAAAAAACAUUUCUGAUUUUUUUGAAAAUGUAAUAUGUCAUUUCGUUCUUGUUGAUAUAAAUGUGUUAUUGGACCAUUUUAUAAAGCAAUUGCUUUACGGUGACGACUACAACUCAAUUAUUGGACCAUACUGA
Pneumocystis jirovecii RU7 is the source of this 2028-nucleotide messenger RNA. RefSeq lists its product as uncharacterized. The record is from RefSeq and is a predicted model, not a curated record. The coding region runs from base 1 to 2028 and encodes 675 amino acids. Lineage: Eukaryota; Fungi; Ascomycota; Pneumocystomycetes; Pneumocystales; Pneumocystaceae. The transcript is spliced from 7 exons.